This is a messenger RNA of Aphidius gifuensis, 2167 nucleotides long. RefSeq names its product cell division cycle protein 20 homolog (gene fzy). NCBI's taxonomy places the organism in Eukaryota, Metazoa, Arthropoda, Insecta, Hymenoptera, Braconidae. Gene Ontology annotation, biological process: positive regulation of ubiquitin protein ligase activity; positive regulation of anaphase-promoting complex-dependent catabolic process; anaphase-promoting complex-dependent catabolic process. Gene Ontology annotation, cellular component: anaphase-promoting complex. Gene Ontology annotation, molecular function: protein binding; ubiquitin ligase activator activity; anaphase-promoting complex binding. The record is from RefSeq and is a predicted model, not a curated record. The transcript is spliced from 3 exons. The coding region runs from base 334 to 1932 and encodes 532 amino acids.
GUUAGAAAAGGAGAAAAAAAAAAUUAUUAAACCGUUUUGCUUGGAGUUGACAUUUUUCAACGUGUUUUCAAGUCAAUGACUAUUUUAUUAUUAAAUAAUUAAUUUUAUUAAUUGAAUUAUUUUAUAAAUAAUUUAGCUUAAAUUGCUUGGUUAUUAUAUUUUUUUUUUUUCGAAAAGAAAAUACAAUUUUUUUUUCGAGAUAAACAGAGAGAAAGCGUCUCUUUUUUGUUUAAUUAAAAAUUAAUAUUUUUAUCAAUUAAAUAUUGUGAGGAUUUAAUUGACAUUAAUUUUUAAUUUUAAAUAUAAAUUAUUGACACAACAACAACAACAACAAUGUCUCAUUUGAGGUAUCAAAAAGAAUUGAGUAACAUAACCCGCAUGGAUGAUGCUAUUAAAGGACCUUUACCAAGAUGGCAAAAAAAAUGUUUAGAAAAUUCAAGUUCAAGCAUCAAUGUUAGUAUGAGUAAUAUGACCUUAAAUAAUUCAAGAAAACCAUCAAAUAAUUCAAUUGCAAAUAUACCAACUGGUAAAACACCAACAAAACGUACUGAAUUAAAAGUUAAAAAAACACCAAAUAAAAGUGCUAAAAAAUCACCAAGUCGUUCAACAACUCCAACAAGUGGUGCUGAUAGAUUUAUACCUUCAAGAUCAACAACAAAUUUUGACUAUGCUUAUCACAAGCUACAACAACACAACAACAAUAAUAAUAAUACUGAUCAAGAAAGUGAAAAAUCUGAUAAUACAAGUCCAUCAAAAAAAGAAAUGCAACGUUUAAUUAGUGAAAAUAUACAUGGUACAGAUAUUAGUAAUAUGAGAGUAUUGUCAUAUGCAAAUAAAGCACCAGCACCACCAGAAGGUUAUCAAAAUCCAUUACGUGUUGUUUAUAGUCAAACUAAAACACCAGCAAGUGUUAAAACAUCAAGUCGUUAUAUACCACAAGCACCAGAUCGUAUACUUGAUGCACCAGAAAUUGUUGAUGAUUAUUAUUUAAAUUUAAUUGAUUGGUCGCCAGAAAAUAUAUUAGCUGUUGCACUUGCUGGUAAUGUUUAUUUAUGGAAUGCAGCAACAGGUACAAUUGAACAAUUAUUUGAACUUGAUGGUAAUGAUUAUGUAUGUUCAGUAUCAUGGAUACAAGAAGGACCAUAUUUAGCUGUUGGUUUAACAAGUGGUAAUACUGAAUUAUGGGAUUGUAGUCAAAUGAAACGUGUACGUAUUAUGAAUGGACAUGCAUCACGUGUUGGUUCAUUAGCAUGGAAUGGUCAUGUUAUAACAAGUGGAUGUAGAUCUGGACAAAUAAUACAUCAUGAUGUUAGACAAAGAGAACAUAUUAUUGCAACAAUACCAAAUGCACAUGCACAAGAAGUAUGUGGUUUAAAAUGGUCACCAGAUGGUAAAUAUUUAGCAAGUGGUGGUAAUGAUAAUAUGUUACAAAUAUGGCCAACAGUUAGUGGACAAAAUCAUACACAUACACAACCAAUAUAUUCAUUUAAUCAACAUCAAGCUGCUGUUAAAGCACUUGCAUGGUGUCCAUGGCAAACAAAUAUAUUAGCAAGUGGUGGUGGUACUGCUGAUAGAACAAUACGUUUUUGGAAUUGUAAUAAUGGAACAUGUUUAAAUACCAUUGAUACACAAUCACAAGUAUGCUCAUUAUUAUGGUCAACAACAUAUAAAGAAAUUAUAUCUGGUCAUGGUUAUGCACAAUGUCAAUUAACAAUAUGGAAAUAUCCAUCAAUGAAUAAAGUUGCUGAAUUAACUGGACAUACUAGUCGUGUAUUACAUCUUGCAAUGUCACCAGAUGGUACAACUGUAUUGAGUGCUGGUGCUGAUGAAACAUUACGUUUAUGGAAAUGUUUUCAACCAGAUCCACACAAGAAAAAAGAAACAACUGAAAUUAAAUCUGUUGCAUCAAAACUCAAACAAUCUAUACGAUAAUCUCUCUCUCUAGCUUUUUCAAUUGAUCAUCAUUUAAUUUAUUAUUAUUUUUAUUUUUUGUAUUUGUAAUUGAUUGGUUUUUUUUUUUUUUCAAUGACUUUCAUGUAGUUAUUAUAUAUUAAAAUUGCAAAUAAAUAAACAAUUUUUUGAAUGUUAGAUUUAAGUUAAAUGCUCAGAUAAUUUUGAGUAUAUAUUUUCAUUUUUUUUUUUUAAAUAAAACAAUGCAUUCCUUGAA